Myxocyprinus asiaticus (Chinese sucker) is the source of this 3509-nucleotide messenger RNA. RefSeq names its product gamma-butyrobetaine dioxygenase-like. NCBI's taxonomy places the organism in Eukaryota, Metazoa, Chordata, Actinopteri, Cypriniformes, Catostomidae. Bases 179 to 1480 code for a protein of 433 amino acids. Gene Ontology annotation, biological process: carnitine biosynthetic process. Gene Ontology annotation, molecular function: gamma-butyrobetaine dioxygenase activity; iron ion binding. The transcript is spliced from 8 exons. Gene Ontology annotation, cellular component: mitochondrion. The record is from RefSeq and is a predicted model, not a curated record.
CAAACAUCAUCACUGUCAUGUGUACAGCAGCAGCAGUAACGCUGUAACCUUUUACCCACUUUCACUGCCGCGAGUUCUCACGCUUCCACAGCUCUAUAUAAAGCAGCGAUAACCGAGGCUACAGUACACGCCAUCUUUACGACUAGCUAGCAAGUUAUUUCAGUAACUCAGCACCAGGAUGCUAUCCAAUCUUACUCGCUGGGUGUCCAGAGGUGCACUCCAGGCACUGAAGGGGGCAACCAGUCGGCCUCAGCUGGUCAAGACUCCUCAUAUUGGGAAUCAGACACUGGCAGCGACGCCGCUGCCCUUCAAUGGGGGUAGUCCAGGAGUAAGGCAGGCCAGAGCGCUGGAGCAGGAGAGGCUACUGCAGAUCAAUUGGGAUGAUGGGACCUGUAGUUUGUAUCCAUUCACCUGGCUGAGGGAUAACUGCCAGUGUCCUUUCUGCAUGCUGCAGUCGGCGCAGGCACGUAGCCUGCUACUUUCAGAUUUGGACGUGCACACCGGGAUGGACCAAGUACAGCUGAUGGACAAUAAGGUGUCCAUUACUUGGCCAGAUCAGCAUAGUAGUGAAUUUGAGCCGGAAUGGCUGAAGAAACGGUGUUUUUCUUCUGAGGCAAGACAGGCUCUCCAAGAGGAACUCUUCCUUAAUGAGCGUGAAUACUGGGAUUCUGGUCUGCAGAUCCCCACAGCAGAUUUCGAGGAGGUUUUACAUGAUGAUAAGGCUGCACUGGCCUGGCUUGAGGCUCUGAGACGCAUUGGCAUCGCCUACCUGAGGGGGGCGCCAGUGGAGCAGGGCCAAGUGGCCAGACUGAGCCAGAGAAUUGGCUAUCUCCGGCUCACCUUUUAUGGACACACGUGGCAAGUGCAGGACAAGCCUAUGGCUAACAAUGUAGCGUACACUUCUGGCAAACUGAGCUUGCACACAGACUACCCUGCUCUGCACCAUCCACCUGGGGUGCAGUUCCUGCAUUGUAUCCGUCAAGCUGAUCGGGGUGGUGAGAGUGAGGUGGUUGAUGGGUUUCAAAUGGCGGAGCUGCUCAGGAGGGAGGAUCCAGAGGCAUUUAACAUUCUCUCCUCUCUUAGGGUGGACUUCACAGACAGCGGUGCAGACUACUGCGACUUCAGCGUGCAGUCCAAAAACCACAUCAUAGAUGUGGACUCUGAGGGUCGAGUUGUGAGGAUCAACUAUAACAAUGCCACACGAGACUCCGUGCUGGAUCUGCCUCUGCACCAGGUUCAGCCCUUCUACUCCUCUCUAAAGGCCUUUGUGGAUCUGCUCAACAGGCCUGAGAACGUGCUCACAUACAGAAUGGAACCAGGUGACUUGGUGACCUUUGAUAACUGGCGUCUGUUGCAUGGCCGAAGGAGCUACCUAUCACAAGGUCAGAGCUUCAGACACCUGGAAGGAGCAUAUCUGGACUGGGACGAGGUCAUGUCCCGUCUCAGGAUCCUCCGCAAGACUGUCCAUGAAGACAGCUAGACCGUCCCUUGCAGUGAGAGUGAUUGAUAGAACGCAAAAGUUAUAUCUGAUCAGUUGUCUGGUUUUGGGAUAUUGUUGCUUUAUGGGAACUUUUAACAACUUUUCACCUCAGACUUCUUCAGAUCGUAGAAGGGAAAUUUUCUUUUGAGGCAUUUCAAUUUUUCCAAGUAGAUAAUCUGUCUUUUGGUAGUUUGCAUAUGCUAGUAUUUUGUCUUUUUAUUGAUAGGAAGGUGAGCUUUUUUUUAUUGCAUUGACCUAUCAUUGUUCUCUUUGAUAUAAGGGACAGUUUGCCGGGCAUUAUUAAAUAUAGUAGUCUUAAUCUAUUAAUGUAUUAAAGUAGAACCUCCGAUGGCAUCAAUAUUUCAUUCAGAACGAAAGGUUUAGCCUAUGUGUGGAUUAAUGCCCAAAGUAUUGUGCCUGUUUGAACAAGGGGUUUAAUUUGUUUUCAUUAUGCAUGCAGUCCGUUGCAACAGAGUGUCAUUUCUGAUGGCACAAUUCAAGGUUUAGUUUGUGAUGUUUGUCAGGAAAGAUCAUAUUGUUCCCCUUAGCUUGUAUGUCAUAUGGUAUCCACAGAUCAAAAAAAGUUUUAGCCAUUUGGUUAUUGGAAACCUGUGUUUGUGUGUGUCUGGACCACCAUUCUUUCUUGUAUGUAUGAGUUAUUUUAAUAUUGCUUUAUCAAAAUGUAGUUUUUCCCAUGUAUUCUCGUUUUGCACUCAAAUUUAGUGCAGGUUUUAAUGAACCGUAUUACACUUACACUAAAUUAUUUGCUUGUAGUCCAGACAGUGAUGAAACACUAAGUCUUGCAAACAGGACAUCUGGACAUUUGCUGAUGUCCAAAACAUAAAGUGGAUUGUUUUUGAGCAAAUAUUAAUGUUUUCUUUUUUCAUUCAACAACCAAUCUAUUUUGAUAUAGGGAGAUGGGGGACUACUAGGAUACUAGUAGACAUUAAGCAAAUGAACAGUAAGGCUUUAAAGCUGAAGUGUGUGACUUUUUCGAUGUUAAAAUACUUAGUCCUAUCAUAGCUUACUGUAAUAUGCAGGAACAACUAUAAUUAAGCCAUUCGUUGGUUAAUUUUCUCUAAAACUGUAAACACUGUCUCUGGUGCUAUGAAAAUUCCUGUUUUCUUGAGCAAUCUGUCUAGCCCUACACAGCAACAUAGACUUGACCAAUGGCGUGAGUUGGGGGCGGGACCAUCUGUUUGGCCGAUCAAUGGUUGACAAAGUGUAUUCAGAAAGCUGUUUUGAAAAUAACAUUUAUUUUUGGAAUUCUGUUUAUGUGGUGCAGAAAUUACACACUUCAGCUUUAAAUAUGUGAGCUUUUUUAAAGGAAAAAAAUUGCCAAUUUGUACAAAUGCAGUAACAAUGCAAAUAAAGCACAUGUAGCUUUAGUCUAUAUCAAGUAUAUAAGCUACAUCAGCUAUAGCUUCAUAUUUUUGUACGGACAACUGUCAAUGUUGAUAUUUAAACCGCUCAGGAUUAUGGCCACCUGCAGUCGGCUUUUGCUGGGCUUGCACUUAAAGAUGCUAUAUUGUCAAAUCUUUAAACAGUGUUUAAAAAAAUGCUGUGUGAGUCUUGUAAUGUAUUUGCAGGAUUCUGACAUGUUUUUUUUUUUUUUCCAAGACAUUAAAAGACAUUAAUGAUAUCCUCAUAUGACAUUCUUUUUCAUUCUGUGCAUGAAAUCUGGUAAUAGAUCUGCUGGUUAUUCUGGCUGCCCUAGUCAGAAAUUAAUCAGGGCUCCAGAUAUUUAAUUAACAUGAUGUAGGAGCAAUAAUACCUCUGUAGACAGUGAUUACUCUGUCUAAAAUCUGUGACAGUAUGAGCUAUAUAAUCUAGCAUAGAGAAAUUGUGUAACACUUUACAAUAAUGUUCCAUUUGUUAACAUAAACUAACAAUAAACAAUUGUAAUAGCUUUUUAUUUUUAUAAACAUUAACAAAGAUUAAUGCUGUGAAAAUAUAUUGUUAAUUGUUUGUUCAUUAUGCCUAAUGCAUUAAUGUUAACAAAUGGAACAAAUUGUUCUAGCAGUGUUUA